Messenger RNA from Stomoxys calcitrans (stable fly), 2843 nucleotides. It is a transcript of the gene pasha, whose product is annotated as microprocessor complex subunit DGCR8. The transcript is spliced from 6 exons. Lineage: Eukaryota; Metazoa; Arthropoda; Insecta; Diptera; Muscidae. Gene Ontology annotation, biological process: primary miRNA processing. Bases 450 to 2612 code for a protein of 720 amino acids. Gene Ontology annotation, molecular function: primary miRNA binding; double-stranded RNA binding; identical protein binding. The record is from RefSeq and is a predicted model, not a curated record. Gene Ontology annotation, cellular component: microprocessor complex.
AUAAAUUAUAAUAUGAUAGCAAAAACCAUUGUGAAAGUUGCUUCGUCGUCAUCUCGAAUGGUUGACGCGACAACAAGGCGUCGACUGAGAAGAGAAUAAAACUCCAUAUAGGAACUCUUAUUAUAGAAAUAAAUAGCUUCUUCCACAUAUAUUUUUUUAGUGUAAAUUAGUUGCGUCUUUUUUUUCGGAAUCGGGUGCUCGCAUAAUCAAUUAGAUUGAAUCCAAUUGUAUGCUUUUGCUUGGUCAAAAGCAUUUCCAGUGUAAAAUGUAAUGUUGGAUUUAAUCAUAAUUGGCUAUUAACACGAGUAUCCCAAAGUCUACGAAAUCAAUAUACGAUAUUUAUUUGUAGUCCCUUUAUAUAUAGUUGUAUAUAUACAGUUCAAAUGGAAACUCUGCUAUAACUUCGAUUGAGUUAAAUUUGUUAAUUAUACAAACACACAUUCGCACACAUGAGUUCACAUCAAGAUGCAAGUUAUAAAAUGGAGAUGGCUAAUGUCAAAUUGGCUGAACGUGAAGAGCCGGAGAAUAAGAGGGUUAAGUUAACGGACGAAGCUGAAUCCUGCCAAUCUCUAAUGGACGAUCAUGCUAAAGCUAUGAAGAACGCAGGGUUUUCCCUUAGCGCCAUAGAGGAAAUGCGAAAUCGAGCGGAGGAGGAUAGCAAUAGCCAAGCAUUGGAUCAACAGUUGAGACAUUUUCAGGUUCUGGAUGAAGUCGGCUCAAAUUCGGAUGAUGAUGAGGAGGAUAAUGGCAGUGAAAAUGGAGAUGGUGCUGUCAGCAGUCAACAGAAUGGAGAUGAUGACGAUGCAGGUGAUGAGUCAUCGGAAUUGGACUUGGACGAUGAAGAAAUUGAACAUUUGUUGGAUGAAAAUCUGCCGGAUGAUUUGAAGGGAUCGAAAAAACCAAAAUAUGAGGAAAGAUUUAAGACUGUAUUGGAAGAAAAGAGGCACAAUCAUUUUGAAGUUUUGCCCGAAGGAUGGGUGCAAGUCACGCACAAUAGUGGCAUGCCUUUGUAUUUGCACAAAAAGACACGAGUGAUAUCCACGACCAGACCAUAUUUUUUGGGCACGGGUAGUGCUAGGAAACAUGCCAUUCCAGUAGGUUCAAUUCCCUGUUUAAAUUAUCGAAGAGCCUUGGCCGAAGAGGCUGAAGCCGAACAAAGAAAAGCCCAAGAAAUAACUAGCCAAGAGGAAGCGGCCACCGAUGUUGUCUCCUCCACUGUAUCCAGCUCAAAAUGUCCUUUUGGAUUUUCAGCCUCUUCUAAUUUAGAUGAUAUUAGUAGCAUGACUUCGCCGCCAGCACCACCACUGCCAACCCAGCAACCUUCAGCAACUGAAGUGGAGGGUGAACAAAACAGUUUGCCCUCCAGUAACAAUGGAAAUACAAAUGAAAAUGAAUCUUCUAGCACCACCACGGCGGAUGCAAAUUCCUCGAUUGGCAAUACUGUCGAUACCAAUUCCAAUGUGAACAAAGAUAAAUUACGAAGUCUGGUGCCAGCUGCCAAAAUAGUUACCGUCAAUGAAAAUAUCCAAAAAGAAUCUCUUACCCCCGAUCAAUUCAAUCAGUAUUGUCAGAAAAUCUUCAAAUUUCGUGUUAUACGUGUCUUGCGUUUUCGCUCGUGGAAUGCUCGACGCAAAUUCACCAAAAAUCGAAAAAAUCUCAAAAACAUCCAAAGACCAACACUGCCAGAUGGUACAAAACUCAUAAAGUUUCCCGUGCUGGUACCGGGCGAUGGUAAAUCCAAUCCUCGCGCCCGCCGCGAAUGGAUUAUGAAUCCAAGUGGCAAGAGCUUUGUGUGCAUAUUGCAUGAGUAUGUGCAGCAUGCCUUGAAGAAGCAGCCCACUUAUGAGUUCAAGGAGUUGGAAAAUGCUGCCACUCCAUAUGCAGCCACGGUGUCGAUAAAUGAUUUGAAAUAUGGCACCGGCUAUGGGACAAGCAAGAGGCAGGCAAAAUCAGAGGCAGCCAGAGAGACAUUAGAAAUUCUUAUACCUGAAAUGAAGGAUAAAAUAACGGGAGUCAAACAGGAUAAAAGUGCGGUGGCAAAGAGUAAUCAAAAGGAUCUGUCGGUUUUCGAUGACAUACGAAUAGAAGACCCCCGUGUCACCGAGUUUUGUAAUAAAACCACAGAACCCACACCCCAUGCCAUUCUACUGACAUGCCUUCAACGCAACUAUGGCCUGGGCGAUGAUGUUCAAAUUAACUAUGAGAUCAAUCGAACGCAUAGCAAAAAGAAUGAGUUCACCAUGACGGUGGGAAAGCAUACGGCCAAAGUAUUGUGUAAGAAUAAACGUGAAGGUAAACAAUUAGCCUCUCAAGCCAUUCUUCAGAUUCUACAUCCGCACAUUAAAACGUGGGGUUCGCUGCUACGUCUCUACGGUAAUAAUUCCAUUAAAACGUUCAAGGAAAAGAAACAAGAAGAACAGGAAAUUACAGUGCUCCAAAGCAAGGCAGCUAUUAAUCAACCCAAUUAUGCCAUUCUGGAUAAAUUGAGGAUGGAAAUGUUAAAGCUCUCCGAAAAGAACAAAUCGGUUCUGUGUAAGGGCACAUUUAUACCACCCAGUGAUGUAGAUUUGCCUUCGUCAUCAGGUUCCAAUUUGAACAAUGUUGAACUUUAACAUCAUAUACAACUGGCAACUACUCCAACAUGAAGAUUAAACAAAGUAGAGUUGUUACUUCGUGAUAGGCACAAUGUUACUCUCUCUCUCCCCCUCUUUCUCUCGAUCGACGGAAUGUGUACUUAUUAAACGUUGUGAUUAAAAAAAAAACAAAAACAAAAAAAAAACAUUUCCUAAACUUAAGUAUUUGAAAACAAUACAAUGACACAAUUAUGACAAACAUUUUAACAA